Asparagus officinalis (garden asparagus) is the source of this 1231-nucleotide messenger RNA. RefSeq names its product DDRGK domain-containing protein 1. Lineage: Eukaryota; Viridiplantae; Streptophyta; Magnoliopsida; Asparagales; Asparagaceae. The transcript is spliced from 8 exons. The record is from RefSeq and is a predicted model, not a curated record. The coding region runs from base 62 to 946 and encodes 294 amino acids.
CCUCUCCCCUCCCUCCUGCAAAGAAUCGCUGAGAUUUGGGAAUUUCGAGGGGAAAAACAAAAUGGAGGAAAUAUUGGCUGGGGUUUUGUGCAUGCUCCUCGUUCUCGCUCUCGUUCCUCUUCUCUUGUGGAAGCGUCGACGGAGCUCUCAAUCUGAGCACGAGCAUCAAGAUGAGCCCCAAACCCAGCAGGCUGAGAGAGUAGUCCAUCCUACUGGAGGCCGUCGUAUGCGUAGGAGACCUGCUGCAGCAAGUACAUCAACUGCGUCAACUAGCACACAAGAGCUGGAGAGUGAUGAAGAGGUUCCUGAGGAUGAUUAUUAUGUUGCUAAAGCUUCUAGUAAAAAGGAAAGGAAAAAACAGGAACGCGAAGCACAAAGACAGGCUGAGGAAGCUGCACGGGAAUCAAGGAAGACAAAGCAAGAUCGCUAUGCAGAUAUGAGGAGGAAGAAGGAUGAGGAACGUGAAGCACAAGAGCGAUUAAUGGAAGAAGAGGCUUUGGCACGGAAGGCCAAGGAGGAGGAAGCUGCUGCUUUGGAGUUUGAGAAGUGGAAAGGUGAAUUUUCAAUCGACGCGGAAGGUACAACUGAAAGUGACAUGCAAGAUGAGGGUCAAGGAUUACUCUUUAGUUUUGUGGAAUACAUUAAGAAACAAAAGUGUGUUCCACUGGAAGACCUUGCUGCAGAAUUCAAGUUGCGAACUCAGGAUUGCAUCAACCGGAUAACAACACUAGAAAGCAUGGGGAGAUUGUCUGGUGUCAUGGAUGACCGUGGUAAAUAUAUAUACAUUUCUCCUGAAGAAAUGAAGGCAGUUGCAGACUACAUUAAGAGACAGGGAAGGGUCAGCAUCUCACAUCUUGCCAGCAAAUCCAACCAAUUCAUUGAUCUCGAUCCGAAGCCUCAGUUCGACAAUGAACUUAGCGCAGCAGAUGAAAUAGCUGUUGCCUAGAGUUCAUGUGAAUAACGUUACAUAUAUACUCACACGAGCAAAUGAAAAGUUGAGUAAUAUACUUUCGUGAGGAACUAAGAUGUAUUGUCAUCCACCCCCAGUAAAUUUUCACAGCACACCCUUUUUCUUUGUAACGUGGUGAUGAAAUCUUAUCGCUCAUUGUAUUGGGAAAUGUUGCGUCUUGCUUGGUACUUGGUAGAAAACUAGAAAUACAGUAUGUUAGUUCUAGUUGAAUUCGAUUGUCUAUCAAGGUUUAUCUGGUUGUGGCAAACUUAGUUAAAGGCU